UUUUUUUUUUAUUUCAUUGUAGUCAAUCAUUUUGAUUAUUUGACUCAAUUUAUCAUUUUCCUAAAAUAUGCCAAAGAAAAUAUCACAAAAAUUCUCAAAGAAAGGUAAACAACCUCUUUUUAAUUCUUCUCAACAAAAAACUUCAGCACUUAAAAAAGUACAAAAUGAGAAAACGCCAAAAUCGACGAAUUAUAAAAAUACGAUGAAAUUAAAUAACACUAAUUCGUUAUUUGAAGAUAAAGUUAUAAGUUCAAAUUCGAAUGAUAAUGAAAAUGAAGAACUUAAAUUUAAUAAAGAUGAAUCAGGAGACAAAGACGAAGAUAUUAUAAUGCAAAAUGUUGAAUCAACAUCAUCGGAAGAGGAGGAUAGUUCAGAUAAUGAAAAUAUGAAAAAAAUAAAUUAUAGUGAAGAAUCGGAAGAAUCGGAAGAAGAGAAUUCAAAUGUAGAAAAUAUGGAUGAAAAAGAAUUGAGUGAUAAGACAGAUGAUGAGGAUGAUGAGAUGGAUGAAAUUGUAGAAGAUACAACAAAAAUUUCUUUAAAGAAAAAAACAAAAGAAAAAGAAGAAAUAAAAAGUCAAGAUAAAAAUACGAGCAAAGAAACUACAGAAGAAAAAGAUCUAAUUCCAACACCUUUAUUAGCACGUCCGCAAGCUGAAAAACAAUUUCGUGAUUUUUAUAUGAAUCAAAUUACUAAGGCAUUUGGUGAAGAUUUGGACAAAUUAAGAAAGAAGGAAGUAAAUCUUGGUUCAAAUAAAUUGGAAAUAUUGAUUGAUGCAUUAGAAUCAGGAAUAAGUAUAUUUUCAGAUGUAGAGAAAGAACUAGCUCUAUUAUCAUCAAAUAAAAAAUAAUUUAUUAUAAUCUAAUAAAUUUUGCUUGUAAAAAUCUUCUGUCCACGCGUAAUUCUUUAGCUCUAUUUAUAGUUUCUUUUUCAACAUAUUCACCAUUAAUCAUUUGAAAUAAACCAUCUUUUUCAAAUAAGUCUUUUAAAUAUUCAAUGGUAAAAAAAUAUGACAUAGUGCCAUCUUGUCUUACAUAAAGAUUUUCAUCAAGUUUAUGUGCGCCAUCACUAGAAAAUUUUAAUUGAGUUUCAUCAUAAAUUGCAUAAUCACGGAAACAAAUUAUAGAACCUUGUUUUUUACCUUUGAUAUAUUUCUUAUAAC
This is a messenger RNA of Rhizophagus irregularis DAOM 181602=DAOM 197198, 1159 nucleotides long. RefSeq lists its product as uncharacterized. Lineage: Eukaryota; Fungi; Glomeromycota; Glomeromycetes; Glomerales; Glomeraceae. Gene Ontology annotation, cellular component: preribosome, large subunit precursor. Gene Ontology annotation, biological process: ribosomal large subunit assembly. The record is from RefSeq and is a predicted model, not a curated record.